UGGAAACAGUGAGAAGAGAAGAGAAGAGAAGAUAAUGGAGGAGGAAGAGCAUGAGGUGUACGGUGGUGAGAUCCCCGACGUUGGAGAGAUGGAAGGUGAUAUCGACUCUCACCAUGACCACCCCGACGUUGACAUGUCCGCUGCCGACGACGACGACGCCGUCAAGGAGCUCGACGAGAUGAAGAAGCGCUUGAAGGAAAUGGAAGAGGAAGCCGCUGCUCUUCGUGAAAUGCAAGCCAAGGUCGAGAAAGAGAUGGGCGCUGUUCAAGAUCCUGCUAGUGCAGCUGCUUCGCAGGACAACAAGGAGGAGACAGACGCUCGAUCUGUUUUUGUUGGCAAUGUUGACUAUGCAUGCACACCAGAAGAAGUGCAGCAACACUUUCAAUCGUGUGGUACAGUGAACAGGGUAACUAUCCUGACAGACAAGUUUGGGCAGCCUAAAGGUUUUGCUUAUGUGGAAUUCCUUGAAACUGAAGCUGUUCAAGAGGGUCUCCUACUGAACGAAUCUGAAUUACAUGGGCGUCAAUUGAAGGUUAUGCCAAAGAGGACCAACGUUCCUGGAAUGAAACAAUUUCGUCCUAGGCGUUUUAAUCCUUACAUGGGGUAUCACAUCAGGAGACCAUAUCCUCCUCCUUACUUCUACUCCCCUUAUGGAUAUGGAAAGGCUCCCAGGUUUAGAAGGCCAGGUCGGUACAUGCCAUACUAUUAGAUCGUAGAUGCUAUAGAUAUGAGGAUGGGUGCGUUCUGCAACAAUUAUUUUUGCUUCGAUUUGAUCUAGCCAUAUCUAGGUAGCAUUUAGUGACACUAAUCGUUAUCAGCGUUGUACUAAUCUUUAUCAGGGUUGUAUUCUCUGUGAUUGGGGAGUAUUCAUUUCCCAAUUGUCAUUAGGCUUUGUUACUGGUCUUGCUUGUUUCGUCUUUGGUACUUGGAAGAUGGUUCAGAGUACAAUUUUAUGUCUUGCUGUGUAAUUUAUCCAAAAUAAUUUUAUUA
This is a messenger RNA of Gastrolobium bilobum, 990 nucleotides long. Its product is annotated as polyadenylate-binding protein 2-like. Gene Ontology annotation, molecular function: RNA binding. Lineage: Eukaryota; Viridiplantae; Streptophyta; Magnoliopsida; Fabales; Fabaceae. The transcript has 6 exons. The coding region runs from base 35 to 709 and encodes 224 amino acids. The record is from RefSeq and is a predicted model, not a curated record.